This is a messenger RNA of Lepidothrix coronata (blue-crowned manakin), 922 nucleotides long. RefSeq names its product TATA-box binding protein associated factor 9b (gene TAF9B). The coding region runs from base 62 to 826 and encodes 254 amino acids. The transcript has 7 exons. Gene Ontology annotation, molecular function: transcription coactivator activity; RNA polymerase II general transcription initiation factor activity; protein heterodimerization activity. The record is from RefSeq and is a predicted model, not a curated record. NCBI's taxonomy places the organism in Eukaryota, Metazoa, Chordata, Aves, Passeriformes, Pipridae. Gene Ontology annotation, cellular component: SAGA complex; transcription factor TFIID complex. Gene Ontology annotation, biological process: RNA polymerase II preinitiation complex assembly; DNA-templated transcription initiation.
ACCGAGCCCUCGCGGCCGCCGUAGCCCCGCGCGCCGCUCGGCGGUCACGUGAGCGGGAGCGAUGGAGGCGGCCAAGAUGGCGUCCCCCAAGAGCGCCCCCAAAGACGCGCAGGUGAUGGCGCAGAUCCUCAAGGACAUGGGCAUCACUGAGUACGAGCCGCGCGUCAUCAACCAGAUGCUGGAGUUCGCCUACAGGUACGUGACCACCAUCCUGGAGGAUGCCAAGAUCUACUCGAGCCACGCCAAGAAGUCGAGCGUGGACGCAGACGACGUGCGCCUGGCGAUCCAGUGCAGGACAGACCAGUCCUUCACCUCCCCCCCGCCCAGAGACUUCCUGCUGGACAUCGCCCGCCAGAAGAACCAGACGCCGCUGCCCCUCAUCAAACCCUACUCGGGGCCGCGGCUGCCCCCCGACAGGUACUGCCUGACCGCCCCCAACUACAGGCUCAAGGCCCUGCAGAAGAAGGUCUCCUCCACAGCAGGCAGGAUCACAGUCCCUCGCCUGAGCGUGGGUGCCGUGAGCAGCAGACCCAGCACUCCCACUCUGGGUACCCCCUCAGCCCAGACCGUGUCUGUGUCAGCCAAGGUGGGGGCCCCGGUGUCUCUGGCCGGGCAGCGCUUCACUGUCCAGAUCCCAUCCUCCCAACCUGCUGGGAAGUCAGCCACCCCGACCACCCCGACCGUGCAGAACGUGCUGAUCAACCCGUCCCUCAUCGGCCCCAAGAACAUUCUCAUCACCACCAACAUGGUGUCCCAGGGCACAGCCAGCGACCCCAACCCCCUCAAGAGGAAGCACGAGGACGAGGAUGACUAUGACACCUUGUGAUGGGAACGGGACCCUUCCCGGGACUCACAGGGGGUGGGAAGGCUCUGGCCAGGGGGGUGGGAAUGUGGAAAUAAAGUGGAGUGUGUUUGUAACCUG